AUGUCAAAUCAACCUCAUCCUACAUCACAACCACCUAUAGAUAAUGUCAAUGAACUUAGUCUAUCUCCAGAAUCACAACUAAAUGGAUUUGAAUGGUGGAGAAGAUCACUACUGUAUCAAACAGGUUUAGGAUUAACUCAACAACAAAAACAACAAUAUGAAUAUGAUUAUCAAAAUCGAAAUUUAGAUAAAAAAUGUUUAAAUUGUGAAGAAAAUUUGAAAUGGGUUUUAAAUUAUUCACCAUCUGUAAUAUUUAUGAUGAAUCAUAUUCAAAAAUUACAAAUAAAUCAUGAACCAAUAAAUACAUCAAAAUAUAUUCAAUGUAAAACAUGUGAUUUUUCAAAAGGUGGAGGAUUUGAUCCAAAAUUUGGAAUAGUAUUAUGUUCAAAUUGGAUAAGAUCAAAAUGGCAAUUAGAAGAUAUUUUAACUCAUGAAUUAAUUCAUUUAUAUGAUUAUAUGAAAUUUAAUUUAAAUUAUAAUAAUUUGAGACAUCAUGCAUGUACUGAAAUAAGAGCUUCAAUGUUAAGUGGAGAAUGUAGAAUUUGGUCAGAAAUUAAAAAAACUGGUUUAGGAAAUUUUAGUAAAAAAUUUCAAAAUUGUAUAAAAAGAAGAGCUAUUAUUUCUGUUUCUGCUAAUCCAAUAUGUAAAAAUAAAGAAGAAGCUGAAAAUGUUGUAAAUAUUGUUUGGAAAAGUUGUUUUAAUGAUACAAGACCUUUUGAAAGAAUAUAUAGGUGA
Lodderomyces pseudojiufengensis is the source of this 735-nucleotide messenger RNA. Its product is annotated as putative metalloprotease. Bases 1 to 735 code for a protein of 244 amino acids. Gene Ontology annotation, biological process: mitochondrial protein processing; mitochondrial proton-transporting ATP synthase complex assembly. Lineage: Eukaryota; Fungi; Ascomycota; Pichiomycetes; Serinales; Debaryomycetaceae. Gene Ontology annotation, molecular function: metalloendopeptidase activity. The transcript has a single exon. Gene Ontology annotation, cellular component: extrinsic component of mitochondrial inner membrane. The record is from RefSeq and is a predicted model, not a curated record.